UUCUAAUAGAAGGUUCUACUGAAUAUUGCUGAAACGAAAAAUGCCAGAGUAUUUUAUGGACAGUCGUGCGAUAGACUUUGAAGAAAAAUGGAAUUUCUUGGAUAUCGAUACUAUAAACUGUAUCGGCUUUCUUUAUUAUCACUUAGUUUGUGGCCAUAUGGCAAAUCACUCCUUAAACAAAUCCAUGCGAUUUUUUGUAUCUUUCUACUUAUAUCUGCAACAGUCACUCAGUUGUUAAAACUAUUUACAAUGGAAUAUGAUCUUGAACUUAUAUUGACUAUUUUAUCAUUCGCUAUUCCUUCUGCGAUUUAUCUUGUGAAAUAUAUUGCUUUUUACACACAAUCUCAAAAGAUUAGAGAAUUAAUGGAACAAGUUCAAAAUGAUUGGAAUGCAUUAAAAGAUGAGCAGGAAGUCGAAAUAAUAAGAAAAUACACUCAGUCUGGAAGAAAACACCUAUAUGCAUUCGCGGGCCUAGUGUAUCCUGGUACUAUUGGUUUCUUAUUAACGCCGUUUUUGCCGGACAUUCUUGAUGUUAUAGCGCCGUUAAACGAAUCCCGUACGCGACAUCUUCCAUAUUUGGCGGAGUAUUUUCUCGAUCAACAAAAAUAUUUUUACCCGCUCUUAUUGCAUGCAAAUAUAACACUCAUCAUAGGAAUUGUCACUGUCAUAAGCACGGAGACUUUAUUCUUUGCAUAUGUAUAUCAUAUUUGUGGCAUGUUCGAAAUAGCUGGUUAUCGUAUAGAGCAUGCGUUGGAUGAGAGUAUGUCAAUAUUGUCUACAUUGAAUAAGGAAAAUGCAAUUCGUACGAAAAUAAUUAAUGCUAUAGAGAUUCAUCAGAGAGCCAUCGAGUUUUUUGAAUGCGUGUCAUCUACAUUUGCAUUAUCUUAUUUUAUUCUAAUUAUUCUGGGUGUAGCUUCCUUGAGUGUCAAUUUAUUUCGCCUUUUUCAAGUUGCUGUUGCUAUAUCAGAUGAAAAGGAAAGCUUUAUAUCAUUCAUGAUAUUUGUAGUUGGUCACUUUUAUUAUAUGUUUAUAUGUAAUUACAUGGGACAGAAAAUUAUAGACAACAGUACGGGAAUUUGUAGGAAAACAUAUGAUACGCAGUGGUACACAGCGCCUGUGCAAAUACAAAAAUUAUUAUUGUUCAUGAUGAAGAAAAGUAUAAAUUCUUGCAAAUUCGUUAUGGGCGGCAUUUACUCAGUGUCAUUGGAAAAUUUUACUACGCUUGCGAGUAUGUCACUAUCAUACUUCACGGUAAUUUAUUCCGUUCAACAAUGAAAUCCAGUGAAAAGAGAAAGAAGUUAGCAGUCGGUAGUGCUUUCUAUUCGAAGAGAUAAUAUAUAUAUCAAGACCGAAUCGAAUUAAUUCGAGAUCGAUAU
Camponotus floridanus (Florida carpenter ant) is the source of this 1376-nucleotide messenger RNA. Its product is annotated as odorant receptor 13a-like. Gene Ontology annotation, biological process: sensory perception of smell; detection of chemical stimulus involved in sensory perception of smell. Gene Ontology annotation, molecular function: olfactory receptor activity; odorant binding. The coding region runs from base 88 to 1275 and encodes 395 amino acids. Gene Ontology annotation, cellular component: plasma membrane. The record is from RefSeq and is a predicted model, not a curated record. The transcript is spliced from 9 exons. NCBI's taxonomy places the organism in Eukaryota, Metazoa, Arthropoda, Insecta, Hymenoptera, Formicidae.